AUCUAAAAUUACCACAAAAAACGCUUCAUUCGAAUCUCAGGCUCUCACACAGUUUUCGGGGCCCGAGAAGAGAAAAUAGAGAAAUGGGUAACAUCAAGAACGAGAGCUCCUUGUUGGAAGAUCUCAUUGACAAGGCCGGUGGUUGUGCUGUCACUGAUGGAGGCUUCGCCACCCAGCUUGAACGACAUGGCGCUUCCAUUAACGACCCUCUCUGGAGCGCUCUCUGUUUGAUCAAAAAUCCUCAUCUCAUCAAGAAGGUUCAUUCGGAAUACUUGGAGGCGGGUGCGGAUAUAUUGGUGACUUCUUCAUACCAGGCCACCCUUCCAGGGUUUGUGUCCAAGGGACUGUCCAUCCAAGAAGGGGAAUUACUUCUAGAGAGAAGCGUCAAAUUGGCUGUUGAGGCUCGUGAUAGUUUCUGGAAUUCCAUUAAGAAAACUUCUGGACAUAACUAUAGAAGGGCUUUGGUUGCAGCCUCCAUUGGAAGUUAUGGAGCUUAUCUUGCUGAUGGAUCAGAAUACAGUGGCUGCUAUGGCCCAUGCGUUACUUUGGAGAAGUUAAAGGAAUUUCACCGCCGUAGAUUGCAAAUUCUUGUCGAAGCUGGUCCAGAUUUGCUUGCUUUUGAAACUAUUCCAAACAAACUUGAAGCUGAGGCUUGUGUUGAACUGCUUGAAGAAGAAAGUAUCCAAAUUCCAGCUUGGAUCUGUUUUACCUCUGUUGAUGGUGAGAAUGCCCCCUCAGGAGAGAGCUUCAAGGAGUGCCUUGAUGUAAUAAACAAGAGUGACAGAGUAAAUGCUGUUGGCAUAAAUUGUGCACCUCCCCAUUUCAUGGAAAACAUCAUCUGCAAAUUUAAGCAGUUGACAAAGAAGGCAAUCAUUGUGUAUCCUAACAGUGGAGAAGUAUGGGAUGGUAGAGCCAAGAAAUGGCUAGUAAGUCAGCCAUCAAAGUGCUUUGACGAUGAUAAUUUCGACUGGCACGCGAGGCGAUGGCGAGAUUUAGGAGCAAAAAUCAUAGGAGGCUGUUGCCGGACAACACCUUCUACCAUUGAAGUCAUCUCAAAAGCUUUAAGAGAAAAGUAGAGCAUACUGGUUUAUUUAUUUGUGCCAAUGAACAGCGAGAUGUUUUGUAGCUUUCAGUGUUCAUCCAUUGAAAGGAAUUUUGUUUCCUUUUCACUUUACACUUGCAUAAAUUUUCUUCAAGAAAUGAAGUGGACAAUUCAGAAUCAGGAAUACAUGAGAAUGAGAUUAAUCCAAGUGGAC
Molecule: messenger RNA, 1256 nt
Organism: Prosopis cineraria
Lineage: Eukaryota; Viridiplantae; Streptophyta; Magnoliopsida; Fabales; Fabaceae
Product: homocysteine S-methyltransferase 1
Exons: 7
Coding region: 84-1076 (330 amino acids)
Biological process (GO): S-methylmethionine cycle
Molecular function (GO): zinc ion binding; S-adenosylmethionine-homocysteine S-methyltransferase activity
Source: RefSeq, a predicted model, not a curated record